AUGAUGACGAAGGCUCAAGACAUUGCGAAGACGGUAAAACGACGGUCACCCUUUCAUCUUCAGUACAUGCACACGGGUGUGGUGUUCAUUUCGAUCGCCAUGAUGCCGGUCAGCAGAUCAUAG
Phytophthora nicotianae INRA-310 is the source of this 123-nucleotide messenger RNA. RefSeq lists its product as hypothetical. Bases 1 to 123 code for a protein of 40 amino acids. The record is from RefSeq and is a predicted model, not a curated record. The transcript has a single exon. NCBI's taxonomy places the organism in Eukaryota, Oomycota, Peronosporomycetes, Peronosporales, Peronosporaceae.